AUGGAUGAUUUCGUUAAAAUAGAAAAAAUAGGUGAAGGAACCUAUGGCGUGGUUUAUAAGGGCAAAAACAAAGUAACAGGUCAAUACGUGGCAAUGAAGAAAAUAAGGUUGGAAUCCGAGGAAGAAGGCAUUCCGUCGACAGCCAUACGGGAAAUAUCACUUCUCAAAGAACUAUAUCAUCCUAACAUUGUCAAAUUAGAAGACGUUUUAAUGGAGGAAGCUCGUCUGUAUUUGAUCUUUGAGUUCUUAUCCAUGGAUCUGAAGAAAUUUAUGGAUUCCCUCGGCUCGGGCAAGUUUAUGGAGCCGGAGACGGUCAAGAGCUACCUGUAUCAGAUCAACAAUGCUAUACUGUACUGUCACCAACGCAGAAUCCUUCACAGAGAUCUAAAACCUCAGAACUUACUCAUUGAUAAGACUGGGAUUAUUAAGGUUGCCGAUUUUGGUUUGGGUCGAGCAUUUGGCGUCCCAGUACGUGUUUACACUCAUGAAGUGGUGACACUUUGGUAUAGGGCUCCUGAAGUACUGCUCGGCAGUCAACGAUAUUCUUGCCCGAUAGAUAUGUGGUCAGUUGGAUGUAUAUUUUCCGAGAUGUCAUCCAAGAAACCAUUGUUUCAAGGUGAUUCAGAAAUUGAUCAGCUGUUCAGAAUCUUCAGAAUGUUGAGAACACCUACUGAAGAGAUUUGGCCUGGCGUCUCAUCUCUACCCGACUACAAACCAACAUUCCCCAAUUGGACGAGCUUCAAUCUUCAUAACCAUGUUCAGAAUCUGGAUGAAGCGGGUAUGGAUCUGCUUCAGAAGAUGUUAGUGUAUGAUCCUAUCCGUCGGAUCUCAGCCAAGGAGGCUCGCAGGCAUCGUUACUUCAUAGAUGUCCAGCUGCCAGCCGGCCUCACAUCACACCCACCAUACAUCAGGUGCUCGGAAACAAACAGUGACAGAGUACCCAGUGUUUAA
Molecule: messenger RNA, 951 nt
Organism: Danaus chrysippus (African queen)
Lineage: Eukaryota; Metazoa; Arthropoda; Insecta; Lepidoptera; Nymphalidae
Source: the annotation of a GenBank genome assembly